Delphinapterus leucas (beluga whale) is the source of this 8771-nucleotide messenger RNA. The record is from RefSeq and is a predicted model, not a curated record. NCBI's taxonomy places the organism in Eukaryota, Metazoa, Chordata, Mammalia, Artiodactyla, Monodontidae.
CAUGUCUCUGCCUCAGCGCCUUGAGGAUAUCCUGUCAUUGAGCCAGACGUGUAUACAGUUGAGAGUGGCCGAUUUCACCACGACCCCUAGAUUGGCCAUUUUUCCUGUCUAGAGGGAGUUCUCACAGAUCAUCUGUUUCAAUCCAGGAAAAGGAGAGGAAGAGAUUUAAAAGCAAACACUGAAAUGAGAAAGAAUUCACUGGGCGUUCAUCAGACUAAGUUAAUGUAGCUAAAUAGUCCUGGCAGGUGCCUGACGUGGAGAAGAAGCAAAUAUUUCCUCACCAUGCUACAAAUUUUAAUACUUCUUUUCCUUGGAUUGGCGGCACAAAAUCUCUGUUCCCUGCCUGACACUGCAGAGCAGGCAAAAAGAUGUGAUAAGAAGUCUCUCCUUACAAUUAGGACUGAGUGCCGAUCCUGCUCACUCAACUUUGGAAUGAAAUGCCCAGAUGGUUACGCCAAGGUUACCAAUGGCACCGUAGGGAUCCGAGAUUGCAGGUACACCUUUGAGGUCAGAACAUACUCGCUGUCUCUCCCUGGAUGCCGCCAUAUCUGUAGGAAGGACUAUCUCCGGCCUCAUUGCUGUCCAGGCCACUGGGGCCCAGACUGCAUGGAGUGCCCGGGAGGAGCGAGGGCGCCCUGCAGUGGCCGGGGCAGAUGUGCUGACGGCAUGGAAGGAAACGGAAGCUGCUCCUGCCAAGAAGGAUUUGGCGGAACAGCCUGUGAAACCUGCACUGAUGACAACGUAUUUGGACCCAGCUGUUCAGCAAUGUGCAGCUGCGUGCAUGGAGUAUGCAACAGUGGAAUACAUGGCGAUGGGACCUGUGAGUGCUACUCUGGGUACACCGGCCCCAGCUGUGACAAGCCCAUCCCAGAAUGUGCAGCCUUGCUCUGCCCAGAAAAUUCCAGAUGCUCACCUUCCAGCGAAGAUGAAACAAAACUAGAAUGCAGAUGCAUCCCCAGUUACAAAGGCGAUGGCAGACACUGCGAGCCCAUCAACCCAUGUUCACAAAACACCUGCCACCCUCACGCACGGUGCACCUACCUAGGACCAAAUCAGCACAGUUGCACGUGCCAAGAAGGCUACCACGGGGACGGCCAGGUGUGCCUACCAGUGGACCCCUGCCAAGUUAACUUUGGAAACUGCCCUACAGAGUCCACGGUGUGCAGAUAUGAUGGGCCCGGACAGGCUCACUGCGAGUGUGCGGAACACUACCGCAACUUUGUCCCUGGAGUGGGGUGCAGCGUGACCGACGUCUGUGAGUCUAAGAACCCCUGCCACAGGGAUGCGAACUGCACCACCAUCGCGCCAGGUCACACCAAAUGCACUUGCCGCAAAGGUUACGUUGGCGAUGGCUCGACGUGUUAUGGAAACAUCAUGGAGCGACUCAGAGAAUUAAACACUGAACCCAGAGGAGAAUGGCAAGGAAGGCUGACCUCUUUCAUCUCACUCCUGGACAAAGCCUAUGCUUGGCCACUGAGUAACCUGGGACCAUUUACCGUGCUGUUGCCGACAGACAAAGGAUUCAAAGGAUUCAAUGUAAAAGAGCUUUUGCUGAAUAACGAAGCUGCUCAGUACUUUGUGAAACUCCACAUAAUUGCUGGGCAGAUGAGCACCGAGCAAAUGAAUAAUACAGACACAUUCUAUACUUUGACCGGAAAGUCAGGGGAAGUCUUCAGUGAUGAUAAGGACAGUCACCUGAAGCUUAAACUCUAUGGGGGCAAAAAGAAGGUAAAAAUUAUACAAGGGAACAUAAUUGCUUCCAACGGGCUCCUGCACAUCCUCGACAGAGCCAUGGACAAGGUGGCGCCCACGUUUGAGAGCAAUAUUGAGCAAACCAUAAUGACAAUGCUACAACCAAGAUACAGCAAGUUCAGAUCUUUGUUAGAGGAAACCAGUGUGGGACAUGUCUUAGAUGAAGAUGGGAUUGGUGGACCAUAUACCGUUUUUGUUCCAAGUGAUGAAGCAUUGAAUAACAUGAAGGAUGGCACUCUCGAUUAUCUCCUUUCUUCAGAGGGAUCUCGGAAGCUUCUGGAACUCGUCAGAUACCAUGUUGUCCCUUUUACUCAGCUAGAAGUGGCUGCCCUCAUUUCGACCCCUCACAUUAGGAGCAUGGCCAACCAGAUCAUACGGUUUAACACAACCAACAACGGACAGAUUCUGGCAAAUGAUGUGGCAAUGGAAGAAAUGGAGGUCGUUGCCAAAAACGGCCGGAUUUACACACUGACUGGAGUCCUCAUUCCUCCCUCCAUCGUCCCAAUCCUGCCCCACCGAUGUGAUGAAACAAAGAGAGAGAUGAAACUGGGCACUUGUGUGAGCUGUUCCCUGGUGUAUUGGAGCAAAUGCCCUGCCGACUCUGAGCCCACAACACUCUUCACACGCAAAUGUGUCUACACUGGCCGAAUCAGGAGCCUGAAGAAUGGCUGUGCCAGAUACUGUAAUGCCACCGUGAAGAUACCAAAGUGCUGCAACGGCUUCUACGGGCCCGACUGCAACCAGUGUCCAGGAGGCUUCUCGAAUCCAUGCUCCGGGAAUGGGCAGUGCGCCGACGGCCUCGACGGCAAUGGGACAUGCGUUUGCCAGGAUGGCUUCCAGGGCUCCCGGUGUCAGUUCUGCUCGGACCCCAAUAAAUACGGACCUCGGUGUGACAAAAGGUGUCUGUGCAGUUUCGGAACGUGUGACAACAGAAUUGACAGUGACGGUGCCUGUCUCCCCGGCACCUGCAGGGACGGCUCCGCCGGGAGAUUCUGCCACAAGCAGACCUCAGCCUGCGGGCCCUACAUGCAGUUCUGUCACAUCCAUGCCACCUGCGAAUACAGCAAUGGGACAGCAAGCUGUGUUUGCAAAGCAGGGUAUGAAGGGGACGGAAGCCUCUGCUCAGAGACGGACCCUUGUUCGGGAUUAACCCGAGGGGGCUGCAGCCGCAAUGCAGAAUGCAUCAGAACUGGCAGGGGAACCCACAUCUGCAUAUGCCGUCAGGGAUGGACGGGGGACGGAAGGGAUUGCUCAGAGAUCAACACCUGCCUGCUGCCCAGUGCUGGCAGCUGCCACCACAAUGCAACCUGUUUGUACAUCGGCCCCGGGCAGAAUGAAUGUGAGUGCAAGAAAGGAUUUCGAGGCGAUGGGAUUGACUGUGAACCAGUAACUUCAUGCUUGGAACAAACUGGGAAAUGUCAUCCACUGGCAACCUGUCAGUUUACUUCUUCUGGUGUCUGGAGUUGUGUUUGCCAAGAGGGCUACGAAGGAGAUGGCCUUCUCUGCUAUGGAAACGCUGCAGUGGAAUUGUCCUUUCUCUCUGCAGCAGCUAUAUUUAACCAGUGGAUAAAUAAUGCUUCCCUACAACCCAUGCUGUCAGCCGCCUCAAACCUCACCAUCCUCGUGCCUUCCCAACAAGCUAUUGAGGACAUGGACCAAGAUGAGAAAGCCUUUUGGUUGACCAAGAGCAAUAUUCCCACCCUCAUAAAGUACCAUACGCUACUGGGCACGUAUGGAGUGGCCGAUCUGCAGGCCCUGUCACCUUCUGACAUGCUGGCAACGUCUUUGCAGGGCAGCUUCCUCCACCUGGCGAAGGCAGAUGGGAAUAUCACAAUCGAAGGAGCGUGCGUCAUUGAUGGUGACAAUGCAGCCACAAAUGGAGUGAUACACAUCAUCAACAAGGUUCUGGUUCCCCAAAGAGGUCUAACUGGCUCCUUACCAAACCUACUCACCCGGCUGGACCAGAUGCCUGACUAUUCCAUCUUCCGGGGCUACAUCAUUCAACAUAAUCUGGCAAGUUCGAUCGAGGCUGCUGACACUUACACGGUGUUUGCUCCAAACAACGACGCCAUUGAGAGUUACAUCCGGGAGAAGAAGGUCACAACUCUGGAGGAGGACGUACUCAAGUAUCACGUGGUCUUGGAGGAGAAACUGCUGAAGAAUGACUUGCACAACGGCAUGCACCAGGAGACCAUGCUGGGCUUCUCCUACCUCCUUGGCUUCUUCCUCCGCAAUGACCAGCUCUACGUAAAUGAGGCUCCGAUAAACUACACCAAUGUAGCCACUGACAAGGGAGUGAUCCAUGGCUUGGGGAAAGUUCUGGAAAUUCAGAAGAACAGAUGUGACAUUAAUGACACUACUAUCCUACGAGGAAAGUGUGGGAAGUGUCCCCAGCAGCCGAUCUGCCCGUUUGGAACUAAACCACUAGGUGCAGAGAUGAAGAGAUGUCUCUAUACCAUUUAUUUCAUGGGCAAGCGAUCCCUGUUCAUCGGGUGCCAGCCAAAGUGUGUGAAAACUGUCAUUACGAGAGAAUGCUGUGCGGGCUACUUUGGUCCCCAGUGCCAGCCCUGCCCAGGAAAAGCCGAGAAUGUCUGCUUUGGGAAUGGGAUCUGUUUGGACGGAGUCAAUGGCACGGGCAUGUGUGUGUGUGGAGAGGGCUUCAGCGGGACAGCCUGUGAGACCUGCACGGAGGGCAAGUACGGCAUCCACUGCGACCAAGCGUGUACUUGUGUCCAUGGGAGAUGCAGUCAAGGACCCGCGGGUGACGGCUCCUGCGACUGCGAUGUGGGCUGGCGAGGAGUGAAAUGUGACGAUGAGAUCACAAAAGAUGAAUGCAAUGGGACCUGCCACACCAGUGCCAACUGCCUUCUCAAUCCGGAUGGCACCGCCUCAUGCAAAUGCGCAGCAGGGUUCCAAGGGAACGGGACGGUCUGCACAGCAAUCAACGCCUGCGAGAUCAGCAAUGGAGGUUGUUCUGGCAGGGCUGUCUGUAAAAGAACCACCCCAGGAAGCCGGGUGUGUGUGUGCAAGGCAGGCUAUACUGGCGAUGGCAUCGUGUGCAUAGAGAUCAACCCGUGCUUGGAGAACCAUGGUGGCUGUCACCAGCACGCAGAGUGCACGCAAACAGGACCCAACCAGGCCGCCUGUAACUGUUUGUCAAAAUACACUGGAGAUGGGAAGGUCUGCACGCUCAUCAACGUCUGCUUAACCAAAAACGGCGGCUGUAGUGAAUUUGCUCUCUGCAAUCACACCGGAGAAGACGAAAGGACUUGUACUUGCCAACCUAACUACAUUGGGGAUGGGUUUACCUGCCGUGGCAACAUCCAUCAGGAGCUUCCCAAGAACCCCCAAACAUCCCAGUACUACUUCCAGUUGCUGGAGCAUUCUGUACGAGACCUGGUUGGUCCUGGCCCCUUCACUGUUCUGGCACCUUUGUCUGCAGCCUUUGACGAGGAACCCCAGAUUAAGGACUGGGACAAACAGGGCCUGAUGCCCCAGGUUCUUCGUUAUCAUGUGAUCGCCUGCCACCAGCUGCUUCUGGAAAACCUGAAAUUGACCCCCAAUGCUACUUCCCUCCAAGGGGAGUCAAUUGUCAUCUCCGUCUCUCAGGACACAGUGUUGAUAAAUAAUAAAGCUAAGAUCAUAUCCAGUGAUAUCAUCAGUACCAACGGAAUCAUCCACGUCAUAGACAAAUUGCUGUCUCCCCAAAACUUGCUUGUCACCCCUAAAGAUGCCUCUGGAAGGAUUCUGCAAAAUCUUACAACAGUGGCAAUAAACCAUGGCUACAUCAAAUUUAGCAACUUGAUACAGGACUCGGGCUUGCUGAAUGUCAUCACUGACCCUAUCCACACCCCGGUCACUCUCUUCUGGCCCAGCGACCAAGCCCUCCAAGCCCUGCCCCCUGAACAACAGGAUUUCCUGUUCAACCAAGACAACAAGGACAAGUUGAAGGAAUAUUUGAAGUUCCACGUGAUCCGAGAUUCCAAGGUUUUGGCAGUGGAUCUCCCCAGGUCUGCUACCUGGAAGACCCUGCAAGGUUCCGAGCUGAGUGUGAAGUGCGGAGCUGGCAGUGACAUCGGCGAGCUCUUCCUGAACGGCCAAAUGUGCAGAAUUGUGCAGCGGGAGCUCUUAUUUGACCUGGGCGUGGCCUACGGCAUUGACUGUCUACUGAUCGACCCCACCCUGGGGGGCCGCUGUGACACUUUUACCACGUUCGAUGUCUCGGGGAACUGUGGGAGCUGUGUUCAUACUCCCAGCUGCCCCAGGUGGACUAAACCAAAGGGUGAGAAGCGGAAGUGUCUGUACGACUUGCCCUUCAGGAGGAACCUGGAAGGCUGCAAGCAGCAGUGCACCCUGGUGAUACAGCUCCCCAAGUGCUGCAAGGGCUACUUCUGGCCAGACUGUCAGGCCUGCCCUGGAGGACCAGAUACCCCAUGUAACAACCGGGGUGUCUGCCUCGAUCAGUACUCACCCGCGGGACAGUGUAAAUGCAACACCGGCUUCAACGGGACAGCGUGUGAGCUGUGCUGGCCAGGGAGAUUCGGGCCUGACUGUCAGCCCUGUGGCUGCUCGGACCGUGGGCAGUGCAACGACGGGAUCACGGGCUCUGGGCAGUGCGUCUGUGAAACGGGGUGGACGGGCCGCUUCUGCGACACUCAGACAGUUCUGCCCCUCGUGUGCAUGCCUCCUUGUUCUGCUCAUGCCACCUGUAAGGAGAACAACACGUGUGAGUGUAACCUGAAUUAUGAAGGGGACGGAAUAACGUGUACAGUUGUGGAUUUCUGCAAACAGAACAACGGCGGGUGUGCAAAGGUCGCCAGGUGCUCCCAGAAGGGCACGAAGGUCUCCUGCAGCUGUCAGAAGGGCUACCAGGGGGAUGGCCACAGCUGCACGGAGAUAGACCCCUGUGCGGACGGCCUCAAUGGCGGGUGUCAUGAGCAUGCCACGUGCCAGAUGACCGGCCCGGGCAAGCACAAGUGUGAAUGUAAACGUCAUUACGUGGGAGACGGGCUGAACUGUGAACUGGAGCAGCUGCCCAUUGACCGCUGCCUGCAGGACAAUGGGCAGUGCCAUGCCGACGCCGACUGUGCUGACCUCCAUUUCCAAGAUACCACCGCUGGAGUGUUCCAUCUACGUUCCCCACUGGGCCAGUACAAGCUGACCUUUGACAAAGCCAGAGAGGCCUGUACCAAGGAAGCUGCAACCAUGGCAACCUACAACCAGCUCUCCUACGCCCAGAAGGCCAAGUACCACCUCUGCUCAGCAGGCUGGCUGGACAGUGGGCGAGUAGCCUACCCCACAUCCUACUCCUCCCAGAACUGUGGCUCUGGUAUCAUUGGGAUAGUGGACUACGGAAAAAGAAACAACAAGAGUGAAAUGUGGGAUGUCUUCUGCUACCGGAUGAAAGAUGUGAACUGCACCUGCAAGGCAGGCUACGUGGGAGAUGGCUUCUCGUGCAGUGGAAAUCUGUUGCAGGUCCUGAUGUCCUUCCCCUCGCUCACAAACUUCCUGACGGAAGUGCUGGCCUAUUCCAACAGCUCAGCCAGAGGCCGGGCGUUUCUGAAACACCUGACUGACCUGUCGAUCCGAAGCACCCUCUUUGUGCCACAGAACAGUGGGCUGGGGGAAAAUGAGACUCUGUCUGGGCGGGACAUCGAGCACCAUCUCGCCAAUGUCAGCAUCUUUUUUUACAAUGACCUUGUCAACGGUACCGUCCUGCACACUAGGCUGGGAAGCCAGCUGCUGAUCACCUCCAGCCAGGACCAGCGCCAACUGUGUGGUGUGAUGUUCACAGCGGUGGAUCUGGAAUCCAGAGGCGUGGGAUUUGCCAGCUACGACCUGGGUGAUCUUGGACAUACCAUUUUCCUUCUGAACUCUCAUCUGUUAAACAAGUGGGCUGGACAGAACGAACUCCUGGGGUCUCUGCAGCUCUUAGAUCAGCUAAUUGGCACAAGAGCUACUAAUGUGUUUUGGGCUGUCCAGAGGGAGACCAGGUUCGUUGAUGGAAGAGCCAUUCUGCAGUGGGACAUCUUUGCCUCCAAUGGGAUUAUUCAUGUCAUUUCCAGGCCUUUAAAAGCACCUCCCACCCCAGUGACUUCAAGCCACGCUGGCUUGGGAACGGGGAUGUUCUUUGCCAUCAUCCUGGUCAUUGGAGCCAUCGCUUUGGCUGCAUAUUCUUACUUUCGAUUAAACCGGAGAACAAUUGGCUUUCAGCAUUUUGAGUCGGAAGAGGAUAUCGACGUGGCAGCUCUCGGCAAGCAGCAGCCCGAGAAUAUCUCGAACCCCAUGUACGAGAACACAGCCUCAGCAACCCCAGAACCUUCCUACGACCCCUUCAUGGACCCUGAAGACCAGCAGCUGGACAGCAUUGACCCCCUGGGGGCACUGUGAGGGCCGGACCUGCCCCAGCCAGACAUCACCCGCCACCGCCUGGGCCCCUGACGCUGCCUCAGAAAGGCCGUCAACUGUGAAUCCUCAGCCCCAGUUGCCGGUGGGAAAAGUAAGGUCCUUUAACAUUUCAGAGUAUGAAACACUCAAGCCGUACCUCAUCUCUUUGGUUGAUCUGGGGGAUUAUUCUGUUUCUGUGGGUGAGGGACCAUGUUAAAUCCACCCACCAACCCACGGAGACUGCUCCCUCCCUGACUCUCUUCUGUCCUUCCCGUGUACCUUUAGUGACCAACACUCCAGUGACCUUGUCUUAUUUCCCUAUUAGACUGUAAGUUCCCAAAGGCAGGGACCUCCCUAUUCGUCUUUAUGUCUCAGCACCCAGCACAGUGUCUGGCACGUGAAAUGUGCUGACGUAUUGGUUACAGAAUAGAAAUAAAGUCAAUGGAACAGAUCCAGUGUUUUGGGAAACAAAACGACUGUUCGCCAUAGGAGGGGUCAAACUUUGAAGGUACAGCCAACUUGUUUGGGCUUCUUAGGGCCUUUUCAAUUAGCCACCAUCUGCCUUAGGAACGCUUCUUUCUUAACUCUGUUUUGUUUGCUUGUGUGAAGAAGACAUGAGAACCACACUGAGA